Messenger RNA from Ananas comosus (pineapple), 2287 nucleotides. RefSeq lists its product as uncharacterized. The record is from RefSeq and is a predicted model, not a curated record. Gene Ontology annotation, molecular function: protein binding. Bases 225 to 2051 code for a protein of 608 amino acids. The transcript is spliced from 10 exons. NCBI's taxonomy places the organism in Eukaryota, Viridiplantae, Streptophyta, Magnoliopsida, Poales, Bromeliaceae. Gene Ontology annotation, cellular component: cytoplasm.
CCUCCCCUUCUCUCUCUCUCUCUCUCUCUCUCUCUCUCUCUCUCAGGGUUUGCGAACACUUUCUCCUUCUCAUCUCUCUGAUUCGAUCCCUCAUCUCUCUGAUUCGAUCCCGUUCUUCGUCUUCUUCUUCUUCGAUUUGGCGAUUUGAUCUCGAAAUUAGGGUUUUGGGUCUGUGAUUUGUGGAUUUGGGGAUUCGAUUUGGGGGGGUUGGGAUUGGGAAGGAGAUGAAAUCGUCGCUGAGGAAGCUGCGCGGGUUCGCGCUGCAUAGGUACGACCGCCACAAGGAGAGGAGGGAGCCCAAGAACCCUCCGGGGCACCACGACGAGCUCUUCCAAGCCGCCCAGGACAUGGUAGAUAUGAAGAACUCUUAUGAUAGCUUACUUUCUGCAGCAGCUGCAACUGCAAACAGUGCAUAUGAAUUCUCUGAAGCCCUUAGGGAAAUGGGUACUUGUCUGCUAGAAAAAAUUGCGAUAAAUGAUGAUGAAGAAAGUGGUAGGGUUUUGUUGAUGCUGGGGAAAGCACAAUUUGAACUUCAGAAGCUUGUUGAUAGCUAUCGAAUCCAUGUCACUCAGACCAUUACGACUCCAUCAGAAUCUCUUCUUAAGGAGCUUCAGAAUGUAGAGGAUAUGAAGCGCCAGUGUGACGACAAAAGGGAUUUGUACAAGUUCAUAUUAGCGGCAAACAGAGAUAAAGGAAGGUCAAGGCACUCCAAAGGUGAAAAUUUUACUACAGAACAAUUGCAACAAGCUCAGGAAGAUUACCAGGAGGAGGCAACUCUCUUUGCAUUUCGGCUGAAAUCAUUAAAACAGGGACAGCUUCGGAGUCUUUUGACGCAGGCCGUUCGACACCAUGCAGCUCAGUUGAGUUUUUUCAGGAAAGGAGUUAAGUCUCUUGAGGUGGUGGAGCCCCAUGUUAAAGCAGUUGCUGAACAGCAGCAUAUUGAUUAUCACUUCAGCGGACUUGAGGAUGAGAACUCAGGCGACGAUGAGGAAGGUAGUGAGGAUGAUGAUAAUGAUAGUCAUGAUGGAAGUCAUGAUGGGGAAUUGAGUUUUGAUUAUGGACGGAAUGACCAGGUCCCUGAUGUUGGUUCGAUCUCUAGAAAUUCAAUGGAUGAACAUCACGACAAAAGCCAAGCUGAUUUUCUCUCUUUUAAUAGAGGGCUAAUGGCUGGUAGCCAAUCGGCUCCAAUUUUAACUGAAAAGAAGCUCGAAUCCUCAGAAAGAGUAAAGGAGUUGCGUCCUUCCUCGACAAAGAAGUUUCACACUUAUGUCCUUCCCACUCCAGGUGACACCCACAGCGCUUCUUUAUCAGGACCAAUCAAUCCAGACCGUCAAUCUCAGCCGACGCAACUAUGGCACACGUCUCCUCUCCACCCAAGUAUGUUCACAAAGGAUUCGAGAGAAAAUGAAACACCACCUCACACAAGAACACCCAAAGAACAGUCCGUUCUCAGAGAGAGCAACAUUAAUAGUUGGCCGACGAGGAUUAAACCUCCUCCGUUGAGUGAGGGAAUAACAUUACCAAUUCAUAAAAACCUACAAAAUGAUCCAGAUAGUACCAAGAAGAUGAAGAAAGAAGCUUUUUCUGGUCCAUUGACAAGCCAACCAAUGUCAGUGGAACAUCCUAGAACUGCUCUUGCUCCAGUGAAGCCAGCAAUGCUUAUACCUCCGCCUCAGCCAUCUGCAUCACCACCACCGAUAUCAUCACCUAGAAUCAAUGAACUCCAUGAACUCCCGAGGCCCCCUGUUAAUUCAUUCAGACCUUAUAGACCGUCUAGUUUGAUUCCUCAUUCAGCCCCUUUGGUCCCAAUGAAUUUUUCGCCUAAACCCUCCAAUAAUUCAUCAGUGUCAUCGCAGACAGCAUCGCCGCUACCGACCCCACCAGGCGCUAUGGCUCGUAGUUUUUCUAUACCCUCGAGUGGUCAGAGAACACCUAGGGUUUCGGUUGCUACAUUAACUAGGGUUCCCGAAAAUAGAAAUUCGAGUAUGGACGUGUCUUCUUCGCCUCCUUUGACAUCUUCAGCAUCUGACUUCCGGGAUACAAAAACAUAAGCUUCCUUGUAUAUUAGAAACUCAGUCCUGCUAAGCAAUUUCUGUACGCGGUUUCUGUACAUACUAGUUGAAUGUAUUUUUAGCUUACAUCUUCCCCCACAUAAAUUGAUCCUCCUCACUCGUUCCGUUCAGCCUGCUGGUGACAGAGAGCAAUCAAGUAUCAAGUACGAAAUCCUGUUCCAGUAAGAAUAAAUCCAUGUCUGCUGAUUCAUCAAUGAGGAAUUUUGAUUUUAUUU